Aspergillus homomorphus CBS 101889 is the source of this 1540-nucleotide messenger RNA. Its product is annotated as BRcat and Rcat domain-containing protein. The record is from RefSeq and is a predicted model, not a curated record. Gene Ontology annotation, cellular component: ubiquitin ligase complex; cytoplasm. Gene Ontology annotation, molecular function: ubiquitin conjugating enzyme binding; ubiquitin protein ligase activity; zinc ion binding. The transcript is spliced from 3 exons. Gene Ontology annotation, biological process: protein polyubiquitination; positive regulation of proteasomal ubiquitin-dependent protein catabolic process; ubiquitin-dependent protein catabolic process. Lineage: Eukaryota; Fungi; Ascomycota; Eurotiomycetes; Eurotiales; Aspergillaceae. The coding region runs from base 308 to 1369 and encodes 353 amino acids.
UUCCUGCUCGGAUUGGUCUUGUUUAUUUUCCCAACCUUUCUACCAUCUAUCAAAUAUAUAAGUUAACCGAUCAUCUACACUGUUCAUACUAUGUUAUUGAUACUCAGUCACCAACUCUAGUACUACCUUCAAACCGCUCUUGCCAGACACGACCUGCGAUUAUGGAUUCCAGUAUCCUAGAAUACUCUCAAGCAAUCAAUCGGUCCGACCUGCUCCUACCCAGCCUCAGGACCCUCAAUUCUCGCGGGACAGUCUUGCAAUUUUCCCCCGAGUCCUGAACUGCAGAAGAGUUGUGCCACAAAAGAGGAUGCCCGCAAUGUUCGCCAAAAGCCUUUCUUCUCGAGCUGUUCCGCAAUCGUCUGAAGCUCACCCGAAGCCAGAAGGGUCUCGUACGAUGCGUGGGUCGAGGUCAUAUUCUCAGUCAUCCGAUGCUGCGUCGGGGGUCGAUGCCGCUUCCCCGGAUCCUUUGUCCAGCGAAAAGAAUGGUCGUACAAGAUCCAGGGUAAAGCGGUUCUUGGCCAAGCUUCGUGGCAAGUUCACCAAAGAACAGGCUAAGAGUGAAACUACUGACGAACGCUGUGUGUGCUGCCUCGACAUCAUGCCCGCCGAGUGCUUGGUGUCUAUGCCUUGUCAACACAAGUAUUGCAGUCGAUGCAUGAAGCAGAUGGUGUUCACGGUCAUGUCUGAGGAGGGGUUGUUCCCACCCAGAUGCUGCAAGCUGAAUAUCCCAACAGAGGUUAUCCUGCCUGUGUUGACGCUCAAGGAGAAGACUUUCUACAUGUCGAAAGCGCAGGAAUAUGCCACACCGGCUGCAGAGCGUAGGUAUUGCCCUACGGCGAUAUGUGGGCGCUUCAUUCCCCCGCAGCACUUAAACAGCAAGUCUCCGUCGCAGGCGUGCCCUUACUGUGGCACCAAGAUUUGUUCGGGGUGUCGCGACCUGGCUCAUACAUCGAAAGGGUGCUUUCCGGAUCCCGGCCUUGCCGCUUUUCUUGAGGAGGCCCGACUCAAGCAGUGGCAGCGAUGCUACAGUUGCGGUUCUAUGGUGGAGCUUAUGUCUGGUUGUGACCACGUCACCUGCAGAUGCAAGGCGCAGUUUUGUUACAAAUGCGGAGAUCCUUGGUUUGCUUGCGCUUGUGCUGCGUCGGGACAGCGACCUGCUGAUUUCUUGGCCGUUCUCAUCGGGCACACUAAACUGAGUCGAGAUCAGGAAGCCGAGUUAUCUGCAGUAGUCACUGCAAUUCUGCGUAAUGAAAGACUCCGUGACGAGGAGGCGGCGAAGUCCAAACUUAUGACUAAAGGGAGCAGCAGGGAGAGCAAGAGACUGUCCCGACAGAGCAUGGACUUGCUGCGCCGGGACAGCAUUUUAUGAUGAAGAUGCAUGAUGACUUAACGAUUUUGAUUCAAGGAGGCCUGCAUUGCUGAGUUAGCCACUCUUUUAACUUUCUUCUGUCGUGUGGCGAUGAUUUUGUUUUUUUCACUCUGAUGCUUUACUAUCUAUAGCUGUCUACCUUUCCACCCAGAUGCUAUGACAGAAUGACAA